Molecule: messenger RNA, 1008 nt
Organism: Cajanus cajan (pigeon pea)
Lineage: Eukaryota; Viridiplantae; Streptophyta; Magnoliopsida; Fabales; Fabaceae
Source: RefSeq, a predicted model, not a curated record
UCUUAGCUUAAUGAGCAUGAGCAAAAGUAAAACCCUAUGGCUCCCUUCUUGUAUUACUCCCUCCUUGCUCUUGUUUUCAUUCUCACGUUCAAGUUUGUCCUACAAAGAAGAAGAAGAAGAGGAAGCAAAAACCUUCCACCAUGUCCACCAACACUUCCCUUGAUCGGAAACCUCCACAUGCUGAAGUCCCCACUGCUCCACCGCUCCCUCCACAGUUUGUCACAAAAGUAUGGCCACAUCUUCUCUCUGUGGUUCGGUUCACGCUUUGUGGUCGUCAUCUCCUCCCCAACCAUGGUCCAAGAAUGCUUCACCAAAUACGACACCGUCCUCGCUAACCGCCCACAGUUCCUCACCGGAAAGUACCUCUUCUACAACUACACCAGCAUGGGCUCCUCCUCCUACGGCGACCACUGGCGCAACCUCCGCCGCAUCAUCACCAUCGACGUCCUCUCCACGCAACGCCUCAACUCCUUCUUCCACAUCCGAAGGGAAGAGACCAUGAGGGUCAUCCAAAAGCUUGUCCAUGAAUCAUGCAAGGGCUUCACCCAAGUCAAACUCAGACCCAGGCUUACGGAGAUGACAUUCAACAACAUGAUGAGAAUGAUAUCUGGAAAAAGGUACUACGGCGAUGACGUGGAGGCUGCGGAUGCGGAGGAAGCGAAGCAGUUCAGAGACAUAAUAUCGGAGAUGAUGAUGUUGUUGGGCGCAAGCAACAAGGGAGACUUCGUGCCUCUGCUUAGGUUGUUCGAUUUCGACGGUUUGGAGCAGAGGCUGAAGGCGAUUAGCACGAGAGCAGAUGCGUUCUUGCAGGGUCUCCUUCAAGAGCAUCGCAGUGGGAAGCACAAAGCCAACACCAUGAUCGAACAUCUCUUGUCUUUGCAGAAAUCUCAGCCUGAGUACUACUCCGAUCAUAUUAUCAAAGGCCUCAUUCAGGUAAUAACACCUUCCAAAUUCACUUCUUCACUUUCACUGCUCUCUUUAGUUAAUUUAUAAUCAUUAACUCACUAU